AUGGUAGGGGAACAAGGUGGAAGAGAUGCAUUUAUAACCGAAGGCUUUGACAAUUGGAGUAAAAAAGGCUCAUUCCGGAAACAUAUGGGUAAUAUUCAAAGUUAUCACCAUAAGGCCCAAGAAAAGUGUGAUUUGCUAUUGAGAAAAAACCAAUCUAUCGGUGAAGUCUUGCAUAAGCAAACAGAACUUGAGAAAAGUAAUUAUGAAAUUCGAUUACGUGCUACAAUCCAUAGUUGUAGAUUUUUAUUGAAAAAUACAUUACCAUUUCGUGGACAUGAUGAGACGGAAAAGUCUAAUAAUAAAGGACUUUUCAUUGAAGUAUUAUUUUUGAUUAGAGAAGAUAAUGAGAUGAUUUUUAAAGUUACUUUAGAAAAUGCUCCAAAAAAUGAAAAGUUGACUUCUCCCAUGAUUCAAAAAGAUAUUGUCGAUUGUUUUUCAAAAGAGAUAAUCAAGUCUAUUUGUGAUGAAAUUGGUAAAGAUGUGUUUGCUAUUUUAGUUGAUGAGUCUAGUGAUGUUUCCAAAAAAGAACAAAUGGCUAUAGUUUUGAGAUAUGUUGAUAGACUAGGGAUUGUAAAGGAAAGAUUUAUUGGAAUUGUUCACGUGUUGGAUACAUCUUCUUUGACUCUUAAAGCCUCCAUUGAUACCGUAUUUUCCAACAAUAACUUGAGUAUGACUCAGGUGAGGGGCCAAGGUUAUAAUGGAGCAAUUAAUAUGAGUGGUGCAUUCAACGGUUUGAAAUCUUUGAUUUUAAAUGAAAACAGUUCUGCACAUUAUAUACAUUGUUUUGCACACGAACUUCAAUUAGUGGUUGUGGCGGUUGCAAAGAAACAUGAUGAUGUUGAUCAAUUCUUUGAACAACUAGCUUUGGUGGUUACUGUCGUUUGUGGUUCUUAUAAGAGAAAAGAUAUGAUACGAGAGAUGCAAAAAGAAAGAGUGGCAGGUGAAAUUGGUAUCGGUGAAACAAAAACAGGAAAAGGGUUGAAUCAAGAGAUUUCUCUUGUUCGAGCUGGAGAUACUAGAUGGGAUUCACAUUUUAGAACAAUUGUAAGUUUGGUGAAUUUGUUUGCAGAAGUUGUUGCGGUACUUAAAUAUGUCAAAGAGGAGGGGUCUACUUUAUCUAACCGUAAUCAAGCAAAGGGUAUUUUGUCAUAUUUCAAGACACUUGAUUCCGUGUUUCUUUUACACUUGAUGUUGGAAAUUCUAUGUCUCGCGGAUACCUUGUCAAAGCAUCUUCAAAAAAAAAGAUCAAAAUAUUUUGGAAGCGGCUUCGUUAGUAAAAGGAACAAAGAAAGCAUUGCUAGUUUUUAG
This is a messenger RNA of Lactuca sativa (garden lettuce), 1308 nucleotides long. RefSeq lists its product as uncharacterized. NCBI's taxonomy places the organism in Eukaryota, Viridiplantae, Streptophyta, Magnoliopsida, Asterales, Asteraceae. The record is from RefSeq and is a predicted model, not a curated record.